CUUAUUACUCUACGACAAUUUUUUUUAUAGUAGAUAAAACAUGAAAAUAAUUCUAACUUCACUUGUAAUUUCUCUAUUUUUCGUAUGGGUAAGUUUUUUUCAUACAAAAUGUCCAUACAAAAAAAUAGUAAAAACCCUGUUCAACAGACGGUCACCUCAACAAUGAAAGAGGAUUCCUAUCGAUUUGACAUUGAAUCCAAGGACAAGGAUCCAAUGUCCUUAAUUCUCGAGGAAAUUUGGAUCCUUGAAGGAAUUAAAUGUCGCGCUGGCUAUUACAACAUGUCCGACGAGCUGGUCGACGCUAUUUAUCAUUGUGCCAAAAUUGAACAUACCAAAGUUACUAGGAAAAAGUUCUCGGAUGAAAGAGUUCAAUUCGGAGGAGCCACGCCGUUUUUGUGCCUCCGAAGCUGCAUGUUACAAAAUGGAGGAUUUAUACCAAAAUCUGGCAUUGGAUUGAAUGAAACUGCACUUUUUGGUCUUUUUAAACAAGAAAUGACACUGCCUGGUGGAGAAAGAAGCGCUUUUAAAUUAACAAAACAACUCAUGGAAUGCAGCCAUAGACACCCCACAAAAUUCCCGACGAAAUAUAAUAAUUGUACGGAAACGGAGGAUUUAUUUCGUUGCACGAGAUCUGUUAUGCUCGAUUGCAACGAGGACAAUCAUAAGUUUGAUAAAGAAUUCAUGGAAUAUUUGGCUCAUAAAAGUGAAGAUGAUUAAAUAUUUUUUGUGAAUUUACAAUAAAAUUACAUAAAAUUAUUUAAAGGAAAUCACAUUAUCAAUUGAUAAGUGCUUAUCUUGUGGUAUUCCCACUCAUGCCACUCAAAUCAUGAUUAAAUAAGGUGACAAAUUCCAAUACACUUCACACGAGUUUCAUAACCCAUCAUAAAUAAUCAAUUUAAAAAAUGUCGCCACAAAUUUUAAUUUUCUUCACUUUCCUGUUAACCACUCCCCUCAUAAUCACAGCACAGGAAACGAAUUUAUUAAUCAGCAUGUUUGCCACCGACCUCAACUCCUGCGACGACCUCUCUGCAUGUGACACUGUUGUCAAAAUAAUGUGUCAAUCUGGUUCGAGUGCGUGGACCCAGUGUGGAAUUACGCAAGAGGUUAAAGACGACAACUUUCCAGUUUUUCCAGAACGAUUUACAUUCACUCACAUCGCAAGAAAUGAUCAGCGUUGGCGAUUUGAGCUAAUUGACAAGGACGUGAUUAUUGAUGAUCCGAUCGGAUCCGUUACCAUCAGUUUCGACGACUUCAUCAAUGCUACACCCGUUUUUGGAACAAUGAGAUUUACGUUGGAUAAUGGAAGGGGCAAUUUCUUUGUUCAUCGGAGGGAGGUUUAAGGAUUUUUGGUUAUUUUUUGUGAAUCUGUUUAAGUUUUAUGCAAUUAUUCAAUGUUUUGUAAUUUGUGGAUUUAAGAAAAAUUCCAUCCUGACUUUGUAGUUUUGCUGGAUGAAUAAAUUUAUGAAUUUGCAAAAUGAG
Molecule: messenger RNA, 1479 nt
Organism: Folsomia candida
Lineage: Eukaryota; Metazoa; Arthropoda; Collembola; Entomobryomorpha; Isotomidae
Exons: 6
Coding region: 85-717 (210 amino acids)
Source: RefSeq, a predicted model, not a curated record